This is a messenger RNA of Cucurbita moschata (crookneck pumpkin), 1424 nucleotides long. RefSeq names its product 5-formyltetrahydrofolate cyclo-ligase, mitochondrial-like. The coding region runs from base 41 to 1093 and encodes 350 amino acids. Gene Ontology annotation, cellular component: mitochondrion. Lineage: Eukaryota; Viridiplantae; Streptophyta; Magnoliopsida; Cucurbitales; Cucurbitaceae. The record is from RefSeq and is a predicted model, not a curated record. The transcript is spliced from 8 exons. Gene Ontology annotation, biological process: folic acid-containing compound biosynthetic process; tetrahydrofolate interconversion. Gene Ontology annotation, molecular function: 5-formyltetrahydrofolate cyclo-ligase activity.
AAUCUUUCUAUAAUUUUGGAAGCAUAUUGUUGUUGUUUAAAUGUUUUGGGAUUGGGAGGGUCGGAGUUGGAGAAUUUUGGCUUUGAUGAGUAAAUCUGGGCUCCUACAAGGAAAACCAACAAAUUUAGUUGUGAAUGGAUGUCAAAAUUCAGCUGCGUUUGGAUUGGCGAAUCAUCGAAGUCCAGCCGGAGUGGACGUGGGUCGAAGCCCAAAAGCCAGAAGGUGGGCAAUUUCUGAAGCCCCAAUGAUCCGAAACUAUAAAGUAUCGCCAAGCGCGGCCAAUUUGUUGUUUAAUCGCCUCGCGCUUUCACCUUUCCAACAAACACUUCUUCCAUUAUCGUGUUGCUCAUCUGGGUCCCCGAAAAUGGCGAGUAACGAGAGCAUCAAAUCAGGAAAUGAAGAACAAUUGAAGCCCAUAUUUGAGCAGAAACGGGUUCUUCGAUCCAGCGUUCGAAAAGCACUCAAAGCCAUGGACCCUUCCCUCAGAUCCCAUGAAGACAAUGCAAUUCAGAGUAUCGUUUUGGAGGCCCCGUGGUUUAAAUCUAGUCAGAGAUUAUGUGCUUAUGUGAGUUGCAGUGCCUUAAGAGAAGUUGAUACGUCGAGACUGUUAUCAGAGACUUUGCAACACCCACCAAAAGAUGGUUAUCCGAAGAAGAUUUAUGUCCCGCGUGUGGAGGACAAGAAUAGUCAUAUGCGGAUGUUCAAUAUUUCACGUAUGGAUGAUCUUAUUGCAAAUUCAAUGAAUAUCUUAGAACCAGCUCCAGUGGAUGGUGAUGGAAAUCAACGUGAAGAUGUUAUGCAGACAAAAGACCCCAUCGAUUUACUCCUCUUACCAGGACUAGCAUUUGAUAAAUCAGGAAGACGACUAGGCCGAGGGGGAGGUUAUUAUGAUACCUUCCUAAAGAACUACCAAGAGCUUGCAAAGGCGCGGAAUUGGAAGCAGCCCCUCCUUGUUGCACUGUCCUAUUCAGUACAGAUAAUGGAUGAAGGAAUUAUACCACUCACUCCAAAUGAUGUCUUAGUCGAUGCUCUUGUAACACCAUCUGGUGUGAUUCCCAUCAGCCCAGCUGGAUUGGACAAGAUGAAGGUAUGAUACUGAACUCGAAGAAUCAACCUCUAAUGAUGCCAUCUUUGACAAUCUGGAGCUUGGAAUUCUUAAAGCUGUUAAAUUAUAUGUACGACUAUUUCAGAUAGGCCCAUCACGCGGAAGUUAUGAUUAGCCAUUGGAAGAGUAGCUUCCAAAUGCGGUAUUACUCUGAAUAACAUGUAAUUUUAUUGUUUGUAUAAGCAUGCUUUAGGCAGCAUCGAGAAAACCAUGGCAUAUUAUUGACAAAAGAAACCCUUUUUUGGUUGUUUUCAAACAAACAGUUGACAUUCUGCAAACACUUUCAUCAUCUGGAAUAGAAGGUGUUGCUUGUUAUCAG